This is a messenger RNA of Naumovozyma dairenensis CBS 421, 1686 nucleotides long. RefSeq names its product chaperonin-containing T-complex subunit CCT5 (gene CCT5). The transcript has a single exon. Gene Ontology annotation, molecular function: ATP hydrolysis activity; ATP-dependent protein folding chaperone; ATP binding. Lineage: Eukaryota; Fungi; Ascomycota; Saccharomycetes; Saccharomycetales; Saccharomycetaceae. Gene Ontology annotation, biological process: protein folding. The record is from RefSeq and is a predicted model, not a curated record. The coding region runs from base 1 to 1686 and encodes 561 amino acids. Gene Ontology annotation, cellular component: chaperonin-containing T-complex.
AUGGCACAACCUCAAACAAUGGCAAUGCCAGAUUUAUCAAACGCAAUCGUAGCCCAAGAUGAAAUGGGUAGACCCUUCAUCAUCGUAAAAGACCAAGGCAAUAAAAAGAGGCAAAACGGUAUCGAAGCCAAAAAAUCCCACAUCCUUGCUGCUAGAUCCGUCGCUUCCAUCAUCAAGACAUCAUUGGGGCCUCGUGGUCUUGAUAAGAUCUUAAUCUCUCCAGAUGGUGAUAUCACAAUUACUAAUGAUGGUGCUACCAUUUUAUCUCAAAUGGAAUUAGAUAAUGAAAUUGCUAAAUUGUUAGUACAAUUAUCUAAAUCUCAAGAUGAAGAAAUCGGUGAUGGUACUACUGGUGUUGUCGUAUUGGCUAGUGCUUUAUUAGAUCAAGCUUUGGAAUUGAUUGAAAAGGGGAUUCAUCCAAUUAAAAUCGCUAAUGGGUUCGAUGAAGCUGCUAAAUUGGCUAUUCAAACUUUGGAAGAAAAGGGAACUGAUGAUAUUAUGUUGAAUGAAAAUGAUCAACUCUUUAAUGAUUAUCUUUUUAAAGCUGCAAAAACUUCUUUAGGGUCUAAGAUUGUCUCGAAAAAUCAUGAUAUGUUCGCUCAAAUGGCUGUAGAUGCUGUCACUAGUGUUAUGAAUAAGGAAAGGAAAGAUGUAGAUUUCGAUUUGAUUAGAUUACAAGGUAGAGUAGGUGGUUCUUUGAAAGAUUCUAAAUUAAUUAAUGGUGUUAUACUUGAUAAAGAUUUCUCUCAUCCACAAAUGCCAACUGUGGUGCUACCUAAGGAAGGCGAAGAUGGCGUAAAAUUGGCCAUUUUAACUUGUCCCUUUGAACCACCAAAACCAAAGACUAAACAUAAACUAGAUAUAUCAUCAGUUGAAGAAUAUCAAAAGUUACAAACUUAUGAACAGGAUAAAUUUAAAGAAAUGAUAAAUUUCGUCAAAGAAGCAGGUGCAGAUGUCGUCAUAUGUCAAUGGGGGUUCGACGAUGAAGCAAAUCAUCUUCUUUUACAAAAUGAAUUACCUGCAGUAAGAUGGGUAGGUGGCCAAGAAUUAGAACAAAUUGCUAUCUCUACAAAUGGUAGAAUCGUUCCAAGAUUCCAAGAUUUAACAAAGGAAAAAUUAGGUACAUGUGCCAAAGUUUAUGAAUUAGAAUUUGGUACUACAAAGGAUAGAAUGUUAGUCAUUGAACAAUUAAAAGAUUCCAAAACUGUAACAUGUUUUCUACGUGGUUCCAAUAAGAUGAUAGUGGAUGAAGCUCAACGUGCAUUACAUGAUUCCCUUUGUGUAGUACGUAAUUUAGUGAAAGAUUCUCGUGUAGUUUAUGGUGGUGGUGCUGCAGAAGUGACAAUGUCUCUAGCAGUCUCAGAGGAAGCUGAUAGACAACGUGGUAUUGAUCAAUAUGCCUUCCGUGCAUUUGCUGAAGCUUUAGAUACAAUCCCAAUGACUUUAGCUGAAAAUUCUGGGUUAGAUCCAAUUGAAACUUUAUCUAAUUUAAAAAGUAAACACGUUAAGGAAAACAUUUCGUGUGUAGGUGUUGAUUGUUUAGGUAAAGGUACGAAUGAUAUGAAGGAAUUAUUUAUAGUUGAUCCAUUCAUUGGUAAAAAGCAACAAGUCUUAUUGGCCACUCAAUUGUGUAGGAUGAUUUUGAAGAUCGAUAAUGUCAUUAUAAGUGGUAAAGAUGAAUAUUAA